AUGAACCUCUGGCUUCCUGGCGGUGUGAUUUUGGCAGCUUUAGUGGCGCUGGUAUGCGUUAAACCUGGGCCAGAGAUUUUUGAGCAGGAGAUUGUCCUCAAUCAGCAGGCUAUGCGAUGUUUCCAGAUUAUUACUGACUAUAAACACUAUCCAUCUUGGGUGGACUCGGUAAAAUCGACUAAAAGCGACGUGGAGCCCUCCGCUGCUCUACCUGGAACGGAGUUCGAACUCAUCUUCGCUCGAAAUUAUAUCGGUAAGCCAAAGUAAUUGACACUGUGUGUUGCGCUGGGGAAUCUUGCUGAUUCUUUCGGAAAUUCAUAGGACUAUAGUAGUAAGGGAGUGCUUGAUCACCCAAUUUAUGCAAUUACUCGAAUGUAGAUCUGUGAAUGCAGGGCCAACCCGAUUUAUGAGGAUGAAAGUUAACCGUGCGAAGUUAACCAAACGACUUUACAGUCCACUGAGGACUCGAAUUGAAAAUUCUAAGAGGCUCAGUUUUUCAAAUAAUAAGUGGACGGUGGUGAUGUUUCCAAGGGCAGAUACCUGAAAAACAAUAAAUGAAAUAUUGGGUGUGCAAAGCUCAAAAAUACUAAACAGUUUUAAAACUCACAAGUACAUUUAAAUAUUUACCCAAGAGACCGCGGAACGUUAUGUUUAUUUAGCAUAACAGGCCAAACCGGAAACUUGCAGUUCACAGUCUAACAAAGUUCAACGCGGCCCAAUUUGUUGGCAGGCGUUUAAAAAAGCAGCAAUCCCAGAUGUCACAAAAUUACAUUUUUAUUUCAAUUAAAAUACGAAAAAUAAUUUCAGUACGAUACAUUAAUAAGUAGGUGGGCUCCCUACUGCUUAAAAUUUUUUAGGCCACAGAAUUUAAAUAGUACAUUUUCUCUUACCUAAAGAGAGGGUUGCAUAUGACAUUCAGUUAAAUGGAUUAAAGUUGGGAAUCUCACUUUGCAUGUUGUUGUGAUUUGCAUCACAUGCAUGGUGGAAUCAAAUCCACCAUCCAGGUUGCAACACAGGUGUUCGCCGGAUCCCAAGCCUCAAAGCGUUAAAUAGACCACAGGACUAGAACGUAGAAUCGAAGCUUGCCGUAUCCUUCCAAACAAUGUAGUAGUGUAAAAAGAAUACCUCCUUAGGGAAUCCAAUCGGUGUUGCAUGUCUGAAACGUUCAGCAGAAAUCAGAUGUGGGAGUUUUUAGUGAAAUAAGGGCAACUGCCUCAUCAUUGACUAGACGCCGCCACAGCUUCUGGGCUGGCCACUUUGCUUAUGUUCCCCAUUUUAUUGACUUGCAAAUGAGGUCUGUUCGUUAAAGAUGGAAUGGGCGCACUUUUUGGAGCGAUUCUAAAAAAAUGAACAUAUGUUGUCACUGCAUCCGGCCACAAUAGCUGAGGCCUAUAGAAAACGCUCGUGCCGGCUGCGUUCAUGCUCAGAGUGUUCGUUAUCUACUUGGGCAGACACGGGAAUGCAUAUUCUCGUGUUACAUAUGACCUUACUCAAGAUUCCAGAGGGCACGUAUUCCACCGUUUCAACCCUAACCCUCUCUCCGUCUUAGAGUUUAAAGCCCGUUCACCCCUAGAACCGGGGACACGUGUUCCUAUUCCCUGUCGCUUUGAUUACUAAACGGCGCGACCUAUGGCAUUCUUUUAGCCUUGAACGUUACAGUUGCCCAUGUCUUGUGUAUCGAACUACAGUACGUGUGCUAAAUCAUAAAAUGUCGACCGAAAUUCCGAAAUGUGUUUCCGUUUCGAAAUAAAUAAUUAAGUAGGGUUGUACAACUAAUCAUCGUGCAGCAAAGUUCUAUAAUAAUUCAGUUACCUCAGCAUGCCGGCUUUUAAACUAACUUCUUUUCGGCCGCAUACAAAACCAAUACUUCACAAAAAACGAUUGCUUGAGUAGCAUGCAUUUUUAUCAUUAAUCUUCGAUGCCCUUAAAUUUUCAAUUAUAUUUCAUGGUUGACAUGCAUAAAAAUACUUAUUAUUUUGCUAAUUCGGUAGAAAAUUAAGUCGUCUUCCAAUGUCAUGCUCGAAGGAUGGAUAUAAAUCGGUUUUAAAAGGCUUCUAAUUAUGAGAUUUCUUAAUACCCUGAGUUGGCCGUUCAUAAAACGCCAUGUUUCUGCAUUUACUAAUAUGGCUUGUAAAGUUAACAAAAUGGCUCAAAUCCACUGUUAAAUGUUAUAAACCCCAUAUAGUCUCCUCUUAAUACGGUAGUGAAAUGUAAGGAUUUCCGUAAGCGGGAAGUAUACGGUUUGCAAUUUGGAAACCCUUAAAUGCAAGUGUAACGGUAGGCGGGAUUCAAAAUUAUUCGGGAAUUGGAAAAGUUUUUGAAAACCGAAUUAUACCCUUCCUUCGAGUAUAAAAUUAGAAGAAGACGUCAGUUUCUGCCGAAUGAUCAAAAGAGUAAAUACUUUCAUGUAUGCUUUUCAUGAAAUAUGAUUGGAUUUUUAAAAGCACUGAUAAUCAACGAGAAAAAUGCAUGCUAGCCAAGUAGUCAUUCUUUGCAGAGUAUAGUUUUUGCAAUCAGCCGGUUAGAAGUUCGUUCGAAGGCCGGCGUGCUGGGGUAACUGAAUUAGUAUAGAUGUAUGUUGUUUGAUGCUUAAUUUCAUAGUCCUAUUUAAUUAACCUUUUCGAAACGAAAACGCAUUUCGGACUUUCGGUUUACAUUUCGUGAGUAACCCCACCUACUGUACUUCCGUGUGGUCUCCGUGAAAUAAAUGUACAGACACGCAUGUUGGGUGGGUAGAAUGAAUUAUUCGAACAGCUGGUGGACGUGGCUGUCGUUUCAGUGGCCGACAUCCAAGUAAAAGUCCCGCAGCAAGUGGUUGUCCGGCUGCGGGGUUUCUCUGUUUCCUCCAGGUUUCAGCGAAGAACAGCCAACUAUUUCCCCAUAAACUCACCUCGUGCUUUAAACGCCGUAUUUGUAAGUCGUCAAAAAGCUUGAAAGAAUCGCUGAAAGAUAAUCUGCUUCUCUUGGAUGAAUUUUGUUGGACGGUGGCUACAAUGAAGGCUACUGCUCCAGGGAAUGAGGACCUAAACGACAUAAAAUGGUGCACACCGCAUGCACUUAAUGAGUAAGAUGCAGCCGCUGUUUGCAUACGAUGCGAAGACCCAAUCUUGUGGUGACUUUACGAAGCAAUUUCCUUUGAAUACUUUAACUUCUAUCGACCAUAGAACCACCGCUAACGCCAAUAUCAUUAUUAUUAAAGUUAUUCUUGUUAUUACUAUUGUCGUCAUUAUCAUCAGCAGCAACUGCAGGAGCAGCAGCAUCCCCGCCAGUUCCGCCGCCAUUUCCGACGAUAUGCAUCAAAUGUUUUUGCUAGCAAUAAUUCAAAGUGAGUCCGGAUGGACUAAAAUGGGAAUUUUGACGCACAAAAGUCAAUCGAAAAUUUACUUAAAUCUGAGUGAACAAUACAAAAUUGAUCGUGAUUCUUUCGUGAAGUCAACGACUAACACAUUGAAUUAUUGUGAAGUUUACUCAGCACUAGCCCUACAUUAUUAAACCAAACUCGCUGAAUUGCUUAAAGCCCUACGCACGGUCGCGUUAACCGCUCUUUCAAGAGCAUUAUCCUGCGGAAAGUGUAACCAUGGGUUGCUUUCUACUCCCUUUUCUCCUUUUUAAAAACAAAGAAAAUUUACCGAGCUUUUUGAGGAAGUUAUGACCCUUUCCGGGUAAAUUUUAGUCGUCAUUUUUAAUAAUGACCAGUAAUGCAAUCGGAAAGAACCAGGGCUGGUAGUUGAUGUCGGGGCUCCUUCCAAAAAACCGAGGUUUCCAAGUCGCUUACUUUUUCAAUGGGCAAGGAAUGCUCUCUUUUUAUUCUUCUGUGAGAAAUGUUUAUGUUAACGCCACAGAAACUUGUCUUGUGUUGCUUGCCGCUGAUAACGUCCCAAUGCCCCAGUUUUUCUUUCAUUUUAGAUCCCAAUCGCAUGACUGCACAUAUAAAGGAAAUUGUUGAAGGAAUGCGAUUUAGUUUUACCCUCGAUGACUUCCUCAAAUCUGAACUCAAUUUUACGGUCAAAAGUCUGCCGAAGGGAGCCUGCAAGAUCACUGUUAAAAUGUCAUCAGGAUCAAGUAACCUUAUAAAUAAUGUAAGCAGCGUUACUUCUCAUUUAUGCUUAUUAUUGAGAUAGCACUGAAAGUUGACUUCCAUUUUUCAACAUUAACGAGUCUAAUGGAGAGCGCUGCUAAAAUUAAGAACCCCAUGAAAAAAGGUUGCACAUUUAAUGAAGGCAAUGUAGAUAAUUGUAGGUUUUUGCUUAUAUAUUAUCGGGAUUGUAUGGUAAUAUGCUUUAAGACAGAACAUGAAAUUUAAAAAAUACCAAAAAUAACCCACUGCAAAGGGAUAAGAUAGGGUAAUCAUGAUUUUCCAAGCAGGAUGGGCAGUUUAUGGUCUAGUUUCGAGGUCAGAUCCCAGGGUUAAUGCAUGAUGGGGAUGUGUUUACCUGUCGUCGCAAUAAAGCGACGUGGUAGGAUGCGGGCAGCUAUAUGUUGAUCUUAGCACAGGCCAAAGUAGUUGGAAGACUUAUAUGGACGUCUUUGGCAAACAGAAGAGUGCGUUGGCUAAUUGCAUGCACACUCCCUCCGUUGCCGCUAGUAUCUGCUAGCGCAGGAGUAUGAAGUACCUCAACGGCACCAUGUGGAGGUCUUAAAUGCUUACCUUAUGCCUAUUCAGUAACCGAGGAAAACCAGAUAGGGCUCCAAAAAAAUGUUGAUUUUUACUUGAAAAAACGCCCUUUUAACUAAGUCGGCCCUGGCGCCAACCAUAGUUGCAGCUGAUUGGGAUGUUAGGCACUUGCCGCUCAGGAAAUAUUAAACUAGUUUACCUUAAUUAAUGAGUCACAGGUGGUUCUCUGCCCUGUGAGCGGUUAAGAAAUGUAAAGAAGGUCUUCACGAGAAAACAACGAAAGGAAAUUUCGUACGUUGUGUCCGAUAAUGUUUUACAAAUGUGCCUGUAACAUCGUAGAAAUUACUGUGCUUCGAUGAUGGUUUAGAGGCUUUUAUUUAAGCAUUCAACCCCUGCCUGUUGCGAAAUUAUGCCCUUCGUAACGCGUGUAAGAGUUUCAGUUUUUUAAUUUGGAAAAAAUUACAAUUUAUACCACAAUUCGGGAAUCUUUCACGUCAUUUUUGGUGCAAAGGUUUGGUUUAUGCGACUUAAGGUAAUACUGGAUGCCUAGCUUGGCCACCUGCAAAUCAAUACGUUCCUUCUUGUUUUGAAUGCAAGUGCUACGUAACUGUUCACAUAGCAUUUGCAGGGAAUAAGGCAAUAUAUCGAAAGCACUAAGUACAAACUCGCUUUUAGAGACAAGAACGCAGUUUGAUUACCUUUGAGUAGUCGUCAUCCUCAACAAAUUAUUACCCAAAGUCCUACGGCUCUUCCCCCUACCACUGGCAUCUUGGACACUGCGACACCAGAAAUCGUUGUGGCAUUGCCUCUAAUCCUUUAGGGGACUGGGGUCUCAUGGGCGUUGCAUGCACUGCUCUGUCCUGACGGCAGAACAGAAGGGUAAUUUCGUUUUAUUUUGUAGCUGAGGCAGUCACAAAGCGAGUAACAGUAAUCUAGAUGCUAUACCGACGGAAAUAGGGGCACGAAUACCGUCAUUUCUGUCUUAUUUGCCCUAAGCAGCAAAUGGUUGAUUAUUUUUGUUCCGUAUCAAGGAUAGGUUGACUCACGCCGAGAUUAAACAAUUGGAUCUUGCGAUCAGCGACAUGAUGCAAACCUGUUUUGUCAUGAUGACGGUGUCAUUCCGCUUUGUAUUGAACUUCUGGUCUCGAGUCCUUUUGAGUGGCUGAGUCUCAAAGUGCACUCGACAGCAGGAACGUCUGUUUCGAUAGUGAAUGGAGAUAGGUCAGAACUAGUCGUUUCGACCUCUCUUAACUUCUUCGGUGGAACUUCUGAAUCCAUUGAUUUAAAGAGCAUUUCAGAAUGCCCGAGCGUCAAAGAGACAGAAAUAUACGAUCCACGAACGAAGGCAUGUGAGGAGCAAACAUGCAACUGCUAGAUAAAUAUAUAGGACGACACUUGAUCAGUUUUUAAACACAAACAUCCAGAAUAAAUAGAAUGCAAGAUUACGAUGUCUAAUGGGGUAAAGAAGGUCAGCAAUUACAAAUGAAGAUCUUGUUUAUAAUACGUAUCAGUGCGUCUUUUGGAAGGAAUAACUUUGUCCAGGGUCUUUUUGGCUGAUUAUGUUUUACGACUGAGAAGCACCACAAAUCAACAAGUAAUCUACUUCUCCUUUGAAAGACAGAGUUUUCUAUUUUGUUAUCCCACAAAUAUACAAGAAUGCCUUUCAUUAUGGCCGACAGAAGCCUAUGCACUAUGACAUAUGCACAUUUUGGCGAAAUCACAAAAUAUCUCCGACGUUUCCGAAUUAUGUUGAAUGAUUCACAAUAGCUAGAGAUCUUGUAAUCAGCCCCCAUUCAGCCGUUUCAAGACAGUGUUGGCUCAAGGCUUUUUUCGCUAACUUCGUGCGUCCUGUCCUUUCAUACUUGCGAGAAUAGGAUGUGUAAUAAAUUUACGUAAUGAUUCGCGUAAAUCAGAAACGCAAUUUUAUUGUACUAAACAUUUCAUAUGUUUGGUGAUUUCAUAGUAUCAAAUGAGCUUAAUUAGGAGGGAUUUCGGGCAAGUAUGAACGCAGCAAAUGUGUGUUGCGUGACGCGAAUUAAUCACUGUCAAGCACUCUAAUUUAUUCCUCCAACUGGCAAACACAAGUGUGGUAGCUAAACGGUGGCUCCAAUUUGGGCACUAUGGUUUGAUCUCGCAGUAUAAACAUGUAACUGUGUAAAGUUAAGCGAUUCCCAAGCAAUGCCUGAAAUAUAUAUUCCAGGUAACAAAUUGCAACUCAAUCUCUGGUUAAUGUCUCACCUUUGGUUAGUGAAUCGGCCUAGAAGGUCUAUGCCUUCACUCAUUUCCGUCGCAAUACGGAUUUUUAACUCAGGCGCGAUAGCAGUGCAGUCAAAAAAAUCGUUUUCGGAUCAUAUAACCGGUAAUUGCAGUUGCGUGUCGCCUAGGAAUCGCACGGAUCUAUAAAGCAUUGCGAAAUGUUUAACGGCAGAAACAAACGAGCAAUGUUUUGGGCGCAGAUUCAAAUGAUUAGACUAAUUAGACAUACCAUGUUUAAGGGAAAUGCUAAUUUAAACCUGCACUGGUUUUUAACUUCUCGGUCUGAGCCUAUAGACCUUGAAUAAACUGAUCCACUUCAACUUCGUAGACAAGUUCUGAGGAAAUUAACAAGCGACAAUUUCUAAAGUUGAGUAACCGCAAGAAAACACACGGGGAAUGCUGUGGGACCCAAUGACGAGCCGAACCCCUCGCAGCUGCGCCAUGCAGCGGCAAAAUAUCGGCGAUACACGCGUAUACGGGCUUUUGGCUAGUACCUGUGCUGUUAUUAUGGUAUCAACUUACCCUAGCGUAUACUACUAGCUGUCUGUCGACAGUCAGUGAAUAUUACGCGGUCACCCCUGUGGCUGAUGGGCUUUGGUCCAAAUAUUCAUGCAUGAAAUUCUCGGUCUGAGCCUAUAGACCUUGAAUAAACACAUCUACUCCAACUUUUUAGAUAAUUUCUGAGGAAAUUAAAAAGCGACAACUUCCGCUAUUUUAAGCAAGGUCCUCAUGGAAUCGAAGUUGACGUGGAUAGACCAACCAAAAUAUUACGUAUAUUCGAACCUAAUCUAAACAUGCGUAUGCACUAAAAUCCGACGUUCUAUCUAUACUGCUUCGUGAUGCGCUCGGUGCAGAACUAUAGGAUCGCAGCAAGUUCGUUGGAUGAUUAAAUUGAUUCGCAAUUCGAUACAGAUAAAAUAAGAAGGUAGGGGUAAAAUGAAAAAAAUCACUCAGGAUUGAAGCGGGAGGGGUUAGAAGUAUUUAACCCUCUGUAAAAUAAUACUUAUUUGCCGUUUAUUUGUCAGCAUUAUUUGGCUAAAUAUUGUUUCCUUAAUAGAUACUCACUCACUGCAGUAAAAUGUAAGACGCAGCCAUUCAAAUACAGUCAGUUUCUAUGCAUCGAUGUUUAUUACGUAUAUGCACCGUAAAUGUGGAACUUGCAUAUAUUAUCGUAGCAGGCAUAUUUUCACCCGUUUCAAGUAGCUUAAAGGAAGCAAAAAGCUCGUUCUUGGUCACCAGUACUCUGGUGUAUUUGGAGGCACAGCUAAAGUUGUUUGUUUUGUUCGCACUCUGCAAAAAAACUAAAAUGCAUAAUAAAUAGUAACGGAGAGGGGAAAAUGGCCAAAAAUAUGCCUACUUAUCCGCAUAUGUUAUGCAGUAAUUUGUUGCCUGAAUAAUGAGAAAGCUAAAUACUUUAGGGAAAUGUUAUGUUCACUAUGAAAGGCCGACGAACACAAGGUAUGCUUUAGUCCAGACAAACUUUGACUAUUUGAACAAGGCGAAGGCGACAAAGCAUGCAGAAUUUAAUGACGUCAUAAAUUUCGGGACCUCUCAUUCAGCUGCGUACGGUCAUUAAAUUCUGCAUGCUUUGUCGCCUUCGCCUUGUUCAAAUUUAUCCCGGGAAACCACUGCUUCAAACUUUGACUAGUCAUUUUCAUGAAACAGAUCAGACCUUUUGCUUAUUGUAGGGCGUGCUAAAGAAACUGUAACGUUAAAAAUACCACACCAGUAGUUUCCUGACUCAACAUCCUAGUGUGAAUUAUUGGACCCAUUUUUGAACAUGCAUAGAAAAAUUAUUUUUGUUGUUGAUUGCUUUUAGUUACCGCACCAUCUCAACUGUUUCCUGAUGUUUGAAAGUUAGAAUACCCUUUGCAGCAUAUACACCUAUCCUUUAAAAUCCAGAACCGUAAAACAGUAUUUUGGACCUUAACCUGUUAUAAGGGAUUGUCCGCAUUGUUUAUUAAGUUAUAUAUCAUGUUUUUAUUCUAUUAUCCUUGAAAGAGCUGUACGCUUGUCCGUAUUUAAAGUCUUCAUCUAAAAGGUGACCUUGCAGACUCUUAGUAAAUGCUGACAUAUCUUUACGUCAAACUCAAAACCUUGUGUGGUUUUUUGUGAAUGAUUAUGAAGAUGCGUAAUUAAGCCACUAAAACGGGCCAAGCGGUUGAUGCGCUGGACCAGCAAUGGGUUAGAUCGGGGUCCAGUGGGCCUCAUUGGGAAUGCACAUACAUAAAAAAGCCAACAUUGGAGAUGCGGCAGCACGUCCAAAUGCAGACCCACGCCGCGUCCUUUUAAUUGUUGCAGCAGAUCUUGGCCAGUUUUAUUUUGUCUACCAUUGGUUGUGGUGGUACGCCUCAGUGGGGGUCUUCUCGACUCUCUGAUGACACCGGGUCCAGGUGUGGGGAUGGGAGAGAGUGCGGUGAAGGCCGCAUAAGUCUGUUAUUACUAUGAAGGAAUUCUCCCGUACGUCACCGUCCUAGCUCCCAUCCUGCUGUGGAGAGCACACGGUGGACAUCUCUGGAAACGACGAUCAAACUGUUGAGGUGUGUAGUCACGCAGACCCUGUAGGGCUCCGAAUGUAACCGCGGACAGCAUGCUGAACCGGUCGUCAAAGUAUUAACCAUUUCCACCGGUUCAGAUUAAACGAUCUUAAUCCUAAUAUCCUCCAUGUUAUAUCCAGCGCCUUCUGCUUAGAUGUGGUCAUCAGAAAAGCUGACAAUUCCUUACCAUGCAAUUCAGCUUUCACCAUUUAAAGUAGAUAUGUUUUUCUUCGUUAUCGGACUUUCCAAAGGACGUAUUUGAAACUAACAGGUAGAAAGAACAGAUCCGAAAUCUGAAGAGGGGUUAUAUGUAUAUGAUUUUGCGCACUGGUGCUGCGUUCCUGUCCUCACAGCAUUAUUCCUGUGGAGUUUUGGUCUGUUUUGUUUUUAUUUAUGUUAUUCACACUGUUGAAAUGAUUUUCUUAUUUUAAAGAGCCAAAAAAUCAGAUUUGUCAUUUCAAAUUGCUCUUCAAGCAAUCCUUUAUACAAGCACAGUUCAUGAACUUAAAUUUUUUUGAAGAAUAUCUCCAUCACUUAGAAGAUAAUUUGGCCAAAACAUCUAGAUAUGGCCGAUUGUUAAAGGGCACACAUCAAAUAUUGUCUGCGGUUCACCAUCCGUUGGGUAUUUUUCCAUUGUCUGCAAGUUGCAACGAGAAACUGUGACAAUUGUUUAAGUAGUCUGCGUUGCCAUAACAACGUUUGUUCAAAGACCUGCAGAAAUAGGGACAGUUUCUGCCGCAUUAAUUUUUUACUACCCCAUGGGAAACUCUGUCCACUGGGAAUUAUUUAAAACAUCACGCAAUAUUAUUUUGGUGACCGGUGCGUUUGUAAUUCGCACGUCAAUUUUCAAUCCGGCAAAGAUCUCUCCGCGCAAUUAAUUUUCACCGUGAGAAAUUUAUUCAAUAAGGGAAGGUUUAAUUUGGUCCGACGAGAUAAAAAUAAUUGUUUUUUUUCUAAUCCGACGACAUGUAAUUUCAUGUGCUGGAGACGAUUUCCAUUUGCAAUGUUUUGCAGAAUUAAUUUACUUCCUUAGGUUUCUUAAGUGCCCAUACCAUAUAUGGAAACUUUUCAGUUUUGCCUUUGUUUAGGCAAAACAUUAGUCCACAUUUCAUCAAAACUAAAGGAAAAACAUGGUAACUGGAGCACAAAGACCAAAACAAAUGGUAUUUUAGAUGUUUUUAUAACUUUGGAUAUGCUAUUCAAACCAACAACUGUUCCUAAGAUUCUUUUAAAGCAUUCUAAACCAGAGUUUGUAUACCAUUGUUUUAUUAAUGUAUAAAGCUAUUACUUACACCUGUUUCUCGCGAACCAUUUGAGAUGUUACGGAUAGAUAGGAAUCUUGGCUGAGAAAAAAGCCUUGCGACCAACUACUCAAUUUUGAAUUUAUGUUUUUGUCAUAUUUAGUAACAUCGCUGUCUUUACUACUGACUACUACAUUACUUCUAGGUCAUUCUCAGCAUUUAAGUCUAAUAAGUCAUCUCUGAUGUUAAGGAUGGUAAGAGGUUUCCAUUGGGCAACAGCUGUGGUGACAUCCCAGAAAUGGCAGUGGUAGAUAUGCACAAUGUACAAUUAUUACAAAUAAAGGAGCUAUGCAGAUGGAUAUACUACUACCUACUAGAGGUUAUCCACCCCUUUUCCAAAUUACGGUGACAUAAAACUACAAUUUCAAACUGCGCGGUGGUAAAUGGAUAAAAUAGCCAACUCUUGCAAAAUAUUGGAAGCUAAUGAACAGAAAACCCAAACCUGCUAUCCAACCCUAAGUCUUACGUCAAUCGUUAACUAGCCAAAUUUAGCAGAAUUUUUAGGGAAAUGAAACCAAAUGUUCCUACCCAAAUCUAAUGUCCCGAUUACGCUGAUAGUUGUGCACUCUAUGCACUCUUGUAAGGAACUUUUUGUCAAAGAUGGAUGAACAAAGCUACGCUUUUUUAAAAUGGGUUGUUCAUUUGCGCAUGUAUUUAAACAUCCCACAAGCUACGCACUUGGUUUUGACGAUAGCUCCCAUACUGCAUAAAUGUCUGUCUAAAUACUAUGAAAGAUUUAUAAUUGAAAUCAUUUUUUAUCAGGGUGUGUGAUGCUUAGUUGGAUGCGAAUAUGCAUUCGAAUGUUUGGUCAUUGAGCGCAUUUAAGCUCUCUGUGGUUUACAUCUAAACUGUUAUCGUUUUUUAAUUUGGCUGGUCCUCUCUGUGAUAAAAAUAAAGCAUUCUGUAUUUGGCAAACCUAUUUUGAGCUGGUCGAAAUAAACUCGGGAGCUUCUUGGGUUAACUUCACCAUAACCUUGUGUGAUGAUUUCUUUUCUGUUGCCUACGUCAGAGGACGAAGAUUAAUAAAAUUUGUUUGUUUAUGCCUUGUUGUGAGCCUGUAUUAUUGAUCAUCUUUGUUUCUGUAACAGUCGUACCAACGCACAUAGCGUAUUUGAUACAAUGUUGUCCCGGAAAUGGGUUUAUUUUGGUUAGCCUAGACGCACUGCUAAGCAGCUUUAAAGGCUCCCAUUUUUGGAGGCCAAAUUUAUCUUCGGUGUACAUCAACGGUUGAGCCCUUUACCAGACAACUGGUCUACUUAUAAAAGCCUUAUGAUGGAGGGUUAAAACCGCGUUGCUUCUUGUUUGCCGCGCAGCCAUUCCGGUCUGAGAGAAAGUAUUUACGCGGAAAAGCUUCUGAAAUAUUCCAGUUUCGCAAAGUUUUCAACAAAAUAUUACCUGCAUUGCGUUGUGCUGAAAACAUAACCGCCAUUUCUGCAAUGACAUCAGAACCCAAAGAUGUACAGAACUACUCCUUCUAAUCACAUUUCUGGCAAACACACUUCACCUCUUCGAGAACGUCGUUUAAAAUAACCACUUUUACAGGCCUUCAUCAGUGAUUAUUUGACGUAAUAAAUAAAGUGACGAUCAAAUAGUUACGUUUUGGGAUUCCAGAAGUUGCAGUAGGCUGAGCGAGUAACUUGACCUUAAUGCAAUUAAACUCACGUCAUUCAGUGGGGUGGCCAGGUGGCCAAAGCAUUGGCUGUACUAAAGCUUCCUCUUGCUGUCGUGAGUUCAAAUCCCACCGAGGGGCCAAGUUUUUUACAGUCGGGUCAAUAUAACAUUAUUUGUCACCUAUUGUCUUUUGAUCGCAACUUGCGUCACAAGUGUAAUCAUUUCAAACAGAUUGAUCUCGACCCCGCUAUACUACGUACCAGACUCGCGUAAAAAUCAUCCGGGAACCAGUUGUUUGGUGAGUGAGGACUAUUGUUUUUCCUUCUCUAAGUUGGCAAGUUCAUCUAUUAACUUCCGAAACCUAAGCGUUGGUGACUACAACUCAACUCAUAAGGCGCUGGGACAGCGAUAAUGUGCAGGACCUGCCACCAACUUGAGCUGGCCAGUGGACCAUGCCAUAGGUUGGAUGAUGGUGGAGGGGUUUUACGGGCGCGACAACUCACAGGACGGAGAGCAAGAAGACACUGAAAACAUAUAAAUUUCCUUGAAAGUCUCCUACCUUACGCUGUCCUUUAGCAAAGAAAGUGGGCGAUAAUAAAAAAAUUAGCAGAAGGCAAUUGUCAAAAAAUAACGGACUUUAAAUAAAGCAUUGGUGGUAAGUUUAUAUUUAGCCGAGAAGGGAAGGAAAUUUGAAACAAUGGGAACAGUAAAUUAUAAGUGAUGUCUACAGUCACACUGGAUUUUAAGGUAUAUUUUUGGAGUUCCCGUCUACUUGGGGACUCUACAUCCUAUCGUUACCGGCGCUGAUUGUGUAUAUCGUUUCCAUCUAAAUGAUGGUUAAUAUCGACAAGCAGGACCUUGGUUACCAUCGUUCCUUUCGUCCAGAGCGACAACAUGUGAGUCUGAAAGUUCAAAACACCAACUUUUUUCCGUUGAAUGAAGAUGCAGAUGGUUUCAGAAUGCAGAUAAGUUUAUGUGGUAAAUUUAAAAACAGUCAAAGGGUGCUUUCGCGUAUCUAGUUAUCGUCAUGGGCAAAAGGGAGCCCACAACUCAUCUUCAUAGACAUUGGCAACGUGAACGGCGAGCGCACCCAUCGUCUUCCAAGAUGAGUUGCACAGACGGGAGCCCUCCGGUCAUUCGACCCGGCUUGCUGAGCUCGCGAAGCAAAUUGUCAAAGUGAAAAUAGAACGCCUUUCUAUAUUUUUUUUCUGCUGCUCCAGGAAGAGCUCUUACCGCCUGCUGCCUACUACAUAAGAUCGCUUGUUUUUGCCAUUUUUUUCAGAAUUUAAUUAUACCGACAAUCCGAAUGUAUCUCUACAACUGGAUGUUCAAAUCAAUGAUGGCCUUGAAGUCGAUGCUACACGUCAGAGACUGA
Spirometra erinaceieuropaei is the source of this 13695-nucleotide messenger RNA. Lineage: Eukaryota; Metazoa; Platyhelminthes; Cestoda; Diphyllobothriidea; Diphyllobothriidae. The record is from the annotation of a GenBank genome assembly.